Molecule: messenger RNA, 6902 nt
Organism: Gambusia affinis (western mosquitofish)
Lineage: Eukaryota; Metazoa; Chordata; Actinopteri; Cyprinodontiformes; Poeciliidae
Gene: jakmip1
Product: janus kinase and microtubule interacting protein 1
Exons: 18
Coding region: 761-5716 (1651 amino acids)
Molecular function (GO): GABA receptor binding; kinase binding; microtubule binding
Source: RefSeq, a predicted model, not a curated record
UGACUUGCUGUGGAGCAAAGCAAGGAAUCAAAACUUAAUUCUUUUUUAUGUUUGGUUGACAGUUACAAACUUAUGGCCUUUUUGAUAAUUGUGCACUUUGCAGAAGACCCCCUACUUGGAAUGCAAGCAGAUUUGAAAUUUUUAUAACCGUAUAUACUUGAGAGAGAAAAGUGACAGUUUAUUAUUACAAUUUUGCAAUAGUCUUUAACUUGAAGCAUUGAACUUCUUUGUGGGAAUAAAAACUGAUCUAUUGUGAGAUCUGAACAUUUUACUGAAGUGGAGAAAGAAUGCCCCAGUGGAUAAGAAAAGCUGGGGGGAGGAGAAAUGAAAGUUCAGGGUUGAAUGUGGGGGGUGAACAGGCUGAGUGCCAAAUGGACGCGAAGGAUUCUUGUAAUGAUUCUGUGGAGUUUCUAUGGAAACAGGAGUACAACUAAGUCCACAUAUCAGACAUUGAACUUACUGGAAGGGGAAGAUUUUAAGAGCUGGAAAAGGACAAUCAGCCCAUGUUUCGCAAGUAAGCUUUGCUCAGAAGGCAGAGCCUGAUCUACAGAGGAUCACAUGACCUCAUCAGACGGAGCGGAUUCUAGAAGCAGCUGGGUUACUAGGAACUGACACGGACCUGCAGGUUCUGUAAAACGUCGGGGGAGGACUUGAAGCACAAAGGCAGUUCAGUCAUCCUGAGGAACAGAGAGCUGCAGAACUCCAAGAGGAGCCUGCUGCCACGGCUUUGUCAGCUAGCGACUGCUUCUGAGCUCUCAGCAUGCAGCUCUCUCACAAACUGGACCAGACACUCCACAUGCUCAGACAGGAAGUCAGGACAAUGAGUCAAGAAAAGGAGCGAGAGGAGCAUGUUUGGAGGGAGAGGCUGCAUCGCUGCCAGAGGCAGCUGAAGGCCAAAGACGAGGAGAUGAGUCGUCAGGCCCAGUAUUUUGAGAGCUUUAAAGUCAAACUCCAGCAGAAGCUCAGCCUGGCCCGAGACAGAGAGCAGAGUCUGCAAAAUCGCAUCUACGGUUUAGAAAAGCAGUUACUGGAUGUGACUGUUAGCUGUGCUACAGGAAUGGCAACAUUUACAGCUGUCAGGAUUACGGCUGGGACUGUAAAACCCAUGAAUGAACCAGACAAGUUACCAUCUAUGAGAGGAGAGGGGGAAGGAGAGGAGGAAAGGAAGGAAGAGAAGAAGAAACAGUGGCAGCCAAAUGUGGGACCGUUGAGUAAAGAAAGCACAAAGGUUGAUGAGAGUAAGACAGACUCAGGCAUAGAGGGAGGACAAGACAAGGAAACAAAACAUACUUCAAAAGAGGCCAGACUGCAGAUCUUCAUUAUCAGCCUGCAGGAGGAUCUCAAGGUACUGCUGGAGAGAGAGGAGGAAGGGAUGACUGAGCGGAGGAAAUUGUUGGAGGAGCUGCAGGAGGCCCAGGAGAACAGCCACUUCCUGAGCUGCACAGUGGAGGAGAUGAAGGCAGAGCUGCAUCAACUAAGACAGGAGGUGGAAGACCUGAGAAAGGAGAACCAGAGUCUCCAGGAGAUUCUCAGGGAUGCAGCAAAUUCCACACCUCCACUCUCAUCUUUAAAACCUGAGGCAGCGUGUACCAUUCCUGUAGUGAACUUGCCACGCUGCUGUCCGGAUACACCAGUCAGCCCUCUGUCACCGGGGAUGGCACUUGGACAAUCUUCAACAGGAAGCCUAGUAGAAGAGGUGCAGUCACAUGAGGUUCCUGUGUCACAUCUGUCUGCAGUUCAACACAUUGACCAUAAGGGCGCAGCAGAGCACACACGAAACAACCCAAAUUAUCAUUUCCCACCAUCUAUGAGAACCACAAAACUAAAUCCUCCCAGUGAUUUUCCCCAAACUGGUUCCAAACCCAUCCCAGGUUUCCAGUCCCUUUCCUUUUCCACUGAGUUCAUAACUGAACCUAAACUGGGAAAUGUGGAGGAAAUUCCCAGUGCAGAAUCCGAUGCCCUGAGUGCAGCUUUUCACAGCUUGGGGUUUGGUGACAAUUCGAAAGCUCUUAAAGAAGAACGUGGCCACCUGGAGGAUGAACUUGAGCACAUAAAAGCAGAGCUGCAGGCGGUGACUCAAGAGAAUGCUGAAUUAAAGCUACAACUUAGGAGAGAGACUGAAAAACAACAGAGUGCAAAAGCUCAGUUGUCAUCAGAAGAAAGGAUUAUCACACCUGCCACCUGUGAUGUAAAUCAUCCUCUUCCAUUAAAUUCUGCCAGAGAUGAUGCAGUUGUUGACCUUGCACAAAGUGAGCUCAUCCUCGCCCUGAAUCAGGAAAACCGGGCCUUGGCAGAUAGGAUCCAAGAGCUGCAGGCUCACAUUGAAUUCAGGGAAGAGGAGAUGAAAACGGAGAAAACGAACCUGAGGGAGUGUAUUCGUCGGCUGGAGGAGGAUGUUGUCAGGGGGGAGCAGGAGAACCAAGAACAAGUCAGUUUGAUCUCAGAACUCACCAGGAAGACUGAGGAUGAUCUGAAUACCAUUAUGGAGCUUCGGCAAAAAUUUGAAGAGAGCAAAGAAAAACCACAGGGUAACCAGCACUGCAGAUCUCUGUGGCAAAAUGAAAAACAAGAAAAUCAAAAAGAAUAUGUGGACAGUUUUGUAGAAAAUAUGCUUAAAGAAGAUGAAGAAACACAGUUGAGUUUCAGUCAAGAAACUGACAGUUUGACCACAGCCUCCUCGUCUGGCUGUCAGCAAAACAUUCAGCGUGACUCAUUACAAAACCACUCUCAGAACAUCCCGCAUGUUAGUUCUUUGACAGAUGAAGUAGCCCAGCUCAACAACUCAAUCCAGAGCCUCAAAACAGAACAAAAAGAGCUGACAGCCAACAUCAGUUCUCUACGAGAAGAGCAGAAAGAAGUCGCUCUGUCACUCCAAAGACAAACGGAAGAAAAACAGCAGCUAACUCGCUCAGUAUGGGCACUGAAGGAGCAGAAAGAUUGCAUCUUUCAAUCUCUACAUGGACUUAAACAAGAGAAAGAGCAGCUGAGCAGGGUUGUCUGCAGUCUGAAGAAUGAGAAAGAUCAGUACACGAGGUCCAACAGUGGCCUCAAAGAAGAGAAAGAGGAACUAAAUCUGUUGUUAUCUGCUCUUCAAAGAGAUAAAGAUGUGAUAAAAGAAUCUAUUUUGAGUUGUGAAGAAGAGAGGGAGAGGAUCAUGAAGUCUCUGCAGAGUUUACGGACAGAAAGCGAGCAGCUAAGCCAAACUGUUCUUCAUUUGAAUGAACAGCGAGACAAAGUAACAGAGUCCCUUAAGAGUCUCACAGAACAGAGAGACCAGAAGGAACUAACUCACACUCUAAAAGAGGAGCGUGACCAGCUAGUAAUGUCUGUCAGCAGUUUGAAGGAAGAAAAGGAAAAAGUCGAGCAAUCAAUCAUCUGUUUAAAGGAAGAGCAAAGAAACAUAAAGCAAAUAAUCCUGAGCUUACAAGAGGACAGGUGCAGCCUUCAAAUGCAAGCUGAGAAGACCAAUCAUGAAUUAAAUCUAAGAAAUGAAUAUAUGACAAAGAGGACAGGGAAAGGAGAUGAUGCUCCAGGAUGUGAGACCAGUAACAACAGAGAAAAGCCUGUGAAGAAUGCAAGUGACCUGAUGAGGGAGAUUGAAGCUUUGGGAGAUGAAUUAAAGAAGUCAAGAGAAGAAGUGGGAAAGAAUCAUGCAGAGAUAAGGAAGCUGCAUACUGAGCUGUCCCAGUCACAAGCCAGGUGUGAAGCAGUAGAAAAAAAAUCAACUAAUCAGAUCAUGAGACUGACAGAGUCAGCCAGUCAGAGAGAAGACAUCAUGAAGGAAAAUGAGACCCUUACACUGCAGGUGAAGGAGCUGCAGGAUAAACUGAUGGUCCUGCUCAGAGAGAAGACUGAUGCUUUGUCUCUGAAGGCACAAACAGACGAGCACCAUCACAUCCUUUCUGCUCAGCUCAAAGCUAAGACCGUGGCUCUGGAGGAGCUGAACUCGGAGUACAUCGCUCUGAAACGAGGACGGGGCAGGAGGGACGAUCAGACCGCUGCGCUCGUCUCCCUCAGAGCACGCUACAAUGACGUCAGAGCCAAGUAUGAUGGACUUCUUAAAAGAAAAAGCCAAACUGAUCUGGAUGUAGCUCCCUUAAAGGCCAAGCUGUCUUGCCUGGUGGUGAAGUGUCAGGAGAGAAACCUCUUGUUAGCCGAGAUGAUGAAGUCCAUGCACAGAGUCGACAGUCUGGAGCCCAGGCUGAUGCAGCAGGCCGAGCAUCUGCUCAGUGACGCUGCUUUGCAGGAUUACGCUGCUGCAUUCUCACCAGAAAGCAAAAUUCAACGCAGAGAGCACUAUAGUGAUUUUACACAACAUUUUUUUUCAGCAUGUCAAGGCUGCAACAAGGGAAUCCUGCCUGAUCCAACCUGCCCAGUUGUAUCAAACUGUUUGAUUACGCAUCAAAAUAAAGUCUCAGCUGAAAGUGAAAAACACUCUUUGAUAUUUGCCAGAGAGACUUCAGCAAAUCCCCAGGACUGCUGGAAAGUUGCACCUGCAACAGCAGAAACACUAAAGGGAACCCCCCCUGGGUCAGUGUCUCCUUUAAGUACUAGGGUGUCCCCUGUUGUCCCAUUAAAGGAGAUCUACUCCACAAACAGCACCCAGCUGUCUCCUGUCACCGCAUCACUCGACGCAACCAGCCGACCAGAGAAAAUCGACUUCCUUGAUUUGGAGGUGAAAGACAAGCACUCCUCAGACACAGCCGAGGUGGGGAUACACUUGCGUUGUCCUCCUUCGGCGUCCUCAAGCACACGGGUCAGUCCCAGCAGGAGACUCAGCAGUCCUGAGAAGAUUCUCAACCUGCAAGAAGAACUGCAGAAGACACUGAUGGACAGCUUUCAGGCACCAGAAAGCAGAGGACGAGGAAAGCGUCCUCAGAGAAAUCUCUCACCUUCAGCACCUGCAGACCUAAACUCACCCAAACCAACAAGACAUUUUCCUUUCAGUGUUAAAUGUACUGACUCACUGCCAGUCUCACAAUUUUGUUUCCACACUAAACACACCCCAGAUGUAGCUACUAAUUCUGACACUUCUAAGAAAUCACCAACACUUUUUAAUGCAGUCACAUCUCGGUCUACUAAUGCCAUAUUAAGUCCAAGCACGUUCACUUCUUGCCACCUUAAAGCAGACGGAUCUAAAAGACAAGAACUUUUAAUAUGUCCUGAUUUUUCUCUCAAGUCUGCGACUCACAGAAAGGACAGCUCCAUCUCUAGUGGUGACACCAAGUUAUUCACACACACAAAGCAGACAGAAAAGAAAUUCAUCCCCAUGCUUGAUUUAUCUGACAUUACACGAACAGAUCCACUCAAUACAUCCUGCACUCAGUCUGCUUGUUUCUCUCCUGAGAAAUCCGACAAGGCUGCUACACAUUCCACUGCUGCAUUGGGAAAUGCUUCAAGACCCAGACCAGAAGCUCCAGCGGAGGUUCGCUCUGUUGAGGUUAUUAAAGCAGUGGGACAGAGCAGCCUUCUGGUUGGCUGGGAGAGGCCUCCUCUUGACGAGCUCGGCUGCAGCAAUGACACUUUUGUGUAUGGCUACAGGGUGUUUGUCAACAAGGAAUUCCAUAAAUCUGUCCUGAGCUCAGCGUGUACCAAGUGUAUUCUGGAGAACAUCAACUUGAAUGAACCUGUCCACAUUGGUGUUCAGACUCUGGCCUCUAAUGGACUCCACUCUGACAUCGUCUACACCCUUUAUUUCAGCUCCAACAGAGAAUAGUAACCCUCAUUCUAACCUCUCAAUGGGACAGAACAGCAGUUCACAGCCAUCUACAGCUGCAGCCCUCUGCGGGAGCGUCCAGCCCUCGACGUUAGUAAAGCUAACUCUGCUGGAACAACGGCACUGCUGGGACAAUCCAGCCAACCAAUCAGAGGAAAGACAUCCAGUACUGUUUUUACCUGCCAGUAAGCAUUUGGCAACCUGAAGCCGAAGGCUAAACCUCAAAGCAGUUACAUGAAGAUGUCAAUGGAAGUUCUGUGAGCUUUUUGCCACUGCAAUCAAAGGUAAUUUCCUGUAAAAAAAUAAAAAUAAAACCUGUGCCUUUCAUGUUGGAGUAAGACCUGCAGAACCUUUUAGAAAAGGUGUAGUGACAACAUGAAAGUCAGCAGUGGCUGCCAACAAAACGUGUUCUAAAAACCAACCAAGUGUUGUUAAGGUAAAAAUGCAUUUUUGACUUUGUUCAUGGAUAUGUUGGAGUGAUGUCUGCAUCCUUUAUGCUGUGUGGACGUUAUGCUUCAUUCAAGAGCUCUGCUGAUGCCUCUGGACUCUGAAGCUGAACAUUCAGCUAAAGGGACAUUUAAAAACCUGUGGACUGAAAACACUUCAGAUGUGAUGAUCAUACUACUUGAUUUUUAUACAUGAAGCCAAAUAUAUUUCAAUGACUAUUCACUCCAAAGACUUGUUUACUCUUUGGAGUGAGCAAGACCACCGGAUAUAUAAAAAUAUAAACAUUUGCACACAGGGAAUUACUUGGAUCUUUAAAAAGAAAGUUUAAAAAAUUAGAAAAUCACUGAUAUUUUUUGUAGAGAAUAUUAUCAAAACAUAUGCCAGUAUACUGUACCUCACACUGUAUGUCUUUAUAUAUGGAUGGCACUUCAAACUUAAUGUUUGCACUCAGAGUUUUGUUCCUUUUAUAAAUAAAUGUUCACAACACAGUAUAUUGUUUUGCUACAGGCUAUAAGUGUGAGUGUGUGUGAAGUGAACUUGGUGCGGCAAAGGUAUUUUUCUAUUAGUUACUGAUGUUCAGUUCCCACAGAUUCAUUCUUACUGUACCAAGAAUAAACAUUUAUAAGAUAGUAACUAUGCUGGUGUUUGUGUUCCUGUUUAUGUACCACAAUAGCUACUAUUCACAAAUAAAAACAUAAUUAUAGAAGUAAAAUAUUUCUCAGUUUUCCAAACAGUAGGG